AUGCCGUCCUCGUCAUCACGAGAUUCCCGGCGCAGCUCCCCGGCAGACUCGCAGUCUGUACGCGCAGGCUCUACUGCCCGACGGGACUCACAUGCCAGACGAGGCUCUCCUGCGCCUUCCCUCCCCAACGGCACGCCUGUCGUGCGCCAGAUCCCAACCCCUUCCCAGACGGUCCACUCGUCAUCGCAGCAAACGCCCCUUCCUGGACGCGCAGACCCGCAGUCGUCGCUGCCCGGCCCGUCCGAGUCAACGCUGUCCUCUGCACUGAAGGAGUCUCUCGGCAAGAGCCCUCCACGAUUCGGCACGCCCCCAUUGCAGCCACUCUCGCCUAACGAGGAUGCUGUUCCGCGGGGACCACCGAGCAUCUACGGCUCCUUCGACGGCCGCGGUCGCUCCCCCGUCCCUUACCAAGACCCCGAGAUUGUGCGCCGGCAUUUGGUCGGGCACUACGCCUCCCCCAGCAGGUCGAACCGCGGAGCCAUAGGUGAUGAUGAUGCCCAGUCGACGGCAGGCAGGAAGCCCGAGGAAGACGAAGAGCACUUUUCGAGCCUGCAGCUCCAAGGCGGCGACAUUACCCGCCAGAUCUACAGGUGGAGCGAGCAGCAGCAACAGGAGGAGCAAGGCUUGCAACGCAGCAAAAGCUCCCACGGGCCUCGCCGCAGGCCUGAGGAGGAGACGCUAGAUAUCGACUCGAUCCGGCAACCGGGCGGCUUCAGACGAAACUAUCUGCGCAGAGCUGCAGGCAGUCCCUCACCCGCACCAGGCCCGUCCGGCUACGGCACCGUCCGUCAAGCCCGUCCGCCACCCCAUGUCUUCACCAACAACUUCCUCGAGUUCUUAACCCUAUAUGGUCACUUUGCCGGUGAAUCGCUCGAGGAAGACGACGAGGUGCUGGGGCCAGACGAAUACUUCUCCUCGGACGCACUAGACUCUGGUGCCCAAACCGAAGACGAAGACCGCGAGUACGGCGAGUCGAGUGCACUGCUCACGCCGGGAAAGCGGAGGAGACGCAAGCCAAAGAAGACGGGCACAGGUACGCCUACAGGAGCAGCCUUACUCCUGCUCAAAUCCUUUGUAGGAACUGGUGUGCUAUUCUUGCCGCGAGCAUUCCUCAAUGGUGGUAUGCUUUUUUCAAACUUUGUGCUUCUCGCAGUAGCUGGCCUUUCCUAUGCUUGCUUUGUCCUGCUCGUCUCCACUCGCCUCGUGGUCGAACACUCGUUUGGUGACAUGGGCUUUCAUCUUUACGGCGACUGGAUGCGCAACCUGAUCAAUACUUCGCUCGUCAUCUCCCAGAUAGGCUUCUCCUCGGCCUACAUCGUCUUCGUUUCUGAGAACCUGCAAGCAUUCGUCCUCGCCGUAUCCAACUGCAAAACCUUUAUUGAUAUCAAGUACAUGAUCAUGAUGCAGAUGGUCAUCUUCCUGCCCCUGUCGCUCUACCGCAACAUCAACAACAUCCAGAAGCUCGCAUUGGUAGCAGAUCUCUUCAUCCUCAUGGGCCUUGUUUACCUGUAUUACUUUGAUCUCUUCACCAUCGUAGAUCAGGGCGGCAUCUCUGAUAUUGUCAACUUCAACGCAAAGGACUGGACCUUGUUUAUUGGCACUGCCAUCUUCACUUUUGAAGGUAUUGGCCUCAUCAUUCCCAUCCAGACGGGCAUGAAAGACCCCAAGAAGUUCCCCAAGGUCCUCGGGGGCGUCAUGAUCAUUAUCACCGUCAUCUUCCUCAGCGCCGGCGCCCUGUCGUACGCGGCUUUUGGAUCCAAGACAAAGACGGUGGUGCUUCUCAACAUGCCCCAAGACAACAAGUUUGUCAAUGGCGUUCAGUUCAUCUAUUCGCUCGCCAUAUUGCUCUCGACGCCCCUGCAGAUCUACCCUGCCAUUGAGAUUACCAGCCAGCAGCUGUUCAGCAGGACGGGCAAGUACAACCCGUAUGUCAAAUGGAAGAAGAACUUUUUCCGCUUCUUCAUUGUCUUGGUAUGUGCUUGCCUUGCCUGGGCUGGUGCAGGUGACCUUGACAAGUUCGUCAGUCUUGUGGGAAGCUUUGCCUGUAUUCCGCUGGUCUUCAUCUACCCUCCCAUGCUUCAUUACCGUGCUGUCGCGCGAACGAGUACUGCACGAGUACUUGAUGUCUUGUUGUGCAUUCUUGGUGCGGUCGGUAUGGUAUAUACCACAACGCUCACAGUCCAGAGCUGGAUCUACGGUGGUGCCCCCAAGGCGCCUGGUUACUGCGACAGCAAAUAG
Messenger RNA from Pyrenophora tritici-repentis Pt-1C-BFP, 2238 nucleotides. RefSeq names its product SdaC, Amino acid permease. Lineage: Eukaryota; Fungi; Ascomycota; Dothideomycetes; Pleosporales; Pleosporaceae. The record is from RefSeq and is a predicted model, not a curated record. Gene Ontology annotation, cellular component: vacuolar membrane. Gene Ontology annotation, molecular function: L-tyrosine transmembrane transporter activity. Gene Ontology annotation, biological process: amino acid transmembrane transport.